Molecule: messenger RNA, 1074 nt
Organism: Acaulospora morrowiae
Lineage: Eukaryota; Fungi; Glomeromycota; Glomeromycetes; Diversisporales; Acaulosporaceae
Source: the annotation of a GenBank genome assembly
UUCAACUUAACGACAAUAUUUGGUACGAGGUUUUUCGGAUCCUUCAUUUGGAAGCUGCAGAACAGCUUCAACAGUGCUUGCUUGUCAACUCAGUUUUUUAGAAAUGCGGCACCCUUCUUUUGGCAAGAUGUACAGAUUUUGUAUUUUGAACAGUUGCAAAGACUCGUUGAAGUGCUUGCUUCGCAAAACCAAAAUUUUCCUUAUGCGAAUUACAUUAGAAACCUACAUAUUACUGCUAGGACGCGUAGAACUCCUUCCAAGACUCGGUCACCUGAACUAAAAACAUUAUUAUAUAACCUCAUUAGCAUAGACGCUUCUUGGAAUCUAUUGACGUUCACCCUUGACCUUGAUAUUCGUGAUUGCCACGAAGUUUCGUUACGAACUGAUUUUUUCGCAAAAAUGGGACAUAGUUUGGAACAAGUCUCACUGCAUGGAUCUUCACCAUUUUGUAGCGACGCUUUGUCGUUCUCAGUUGGUGAAUAUUGCACCAAUUUAAAAAAAGUAGUGCUUGAAUCGAGAUAUUUUCACGGUUAUGGGAUUGGGCAUAUCACAGAAGGAUGUGCUCUCACCGAUCUAACAAUAUGGUGUCGGCAAGUAACAAGCUCCGUGAUAAUUUCGAUUCUCCAAGGCCGAUGUAGCCAAACAUUACAAUUUUUAACAUUAAAGAAUUGCGACUUGGAUGACAAACCUUUGUUAAAAAAUACAGAUCCUAAGGCUUUAUUACUUCCUAAAUUAAAAUCACUUACCUUCAUACAAUUAUACGAGUUCUCUUCUGGUAACAUAUUAACUUCUGCCGGACUGUUGCGACUACUAGAGAGUUGUCCUAACCUUGUCGAACUAGAACUGGAGACAACUGGCGACUCAUCGCUUAUAAAUGACGCAUCGAUUUUUAAUAUUAUUCAAAAACUCCAAAAAUUAGAGGAUUUUAGCAUCAAUAAUCCUUUUACAAGUAGACUGUCAUUUCAUCAUUUGGGUCAUUUCGAUGUGACAGUUGAAGGGUUGCUAGCAGCCCUAAAAGAUCGACCUGAAGUAAGACUAAGGGUUGGGGCAUUUGAUAGUAUAAUGUCAUACUAA